CCUCGAGGCGGGACCCGAAAAAGCAGAUUUGCGAGAGAGCAUCACUGUCGAGGAACUGCGACCUUCAUCGACACUAACCAGCAGCCACCAUGCCUACCCGGUUCUCCAAGACAAGAAAGCACCGCGGCCAUGUGUCCGCCGGUAAGGGUCGUGUUGGCAAGCACAGGAAGCACCCCGGUGGUCGCGGUAUGGCCGGUGGUCAGCACCACCACCGCACGAACCUCGACAAGUACCACCCUGGUUACUUCGGCAAGGUCGGCAUGAGGCACUUCCACCUCCUCCGUAACCACUACUGGGCCCCGACCAUCAACGUCGAGAAGCUCUGGUCUCUCGUCCCUGCUGAGACCCGGGAGAAGUACAUCAGCGGCGCCAAGACCGACUCUGCUCCCGUUAUCGACCUCCUGUCUCACGGCUAUGCCAAGCUCCUCGGCAAGGGCCGUCUCCCCGAGAUCCCCUUGGUUGUCCGGGCGCGGUACGUCAGCGCAGAGGCGGAGCGCAAGGUGACGGAGGCCGGUGGUGUGAUCGAGCUCGUUGCUUAAGUCGGACGCGGAACGGUUAAAUCAAAGGCGCUAUAGCGAUUGGCAUUUUUCGGUUACGAGGGAAAACCGGAUAGCGAACCCAAUGGCAACGGAUCGGACGGUCAGACGAGCGUCAGCUAUGAGUGCUAGGUCCCGGAGUCCUGGUUGGUUCCUGGGGGUGAUGGAAAAGCACCCCCAUAUUGCAGCAUUGGGGAAUGGGAUGUUUCUUUGCAUCUUCAGGGGGUGUGCUGGCCGUCACGUGUUCCAUAUCCAUCUCGAGGUUCGAGCAAUUGAGUUCUCACGUUUACGGCGAGG
Molecule: messenger RNA, 833 nt
Organism: Thermothielavioides terrestris NRRL 8126
Lineage: Eukaryota; Fungi; Ascomycota; Sordariomycetes; Sordariales; Chaetomiaceae
Product: 60S ribosomal protein L28
Exons: 9
Coding region: 90-539 (149 amino acids)
Biological process (GO): translation
Cellular component (GO): ribosome; cytosolic large ribosomal subunit
Molecular function (GO): structural constituent of ribosome
Source: RefSeq, a predicted model, not a curated record